AUGGCAAUGGUGUCCGAAGCGAAGGCGAACGGUGGUGAGAUGGAGGCAACCAACGAGUUGCCCCCAGCGCUGGCAGAGAAGCCCGCGGGCUUGCCCCCCGGCAAGUACGCGCUUGUCGGAUGGGACAUGGAUACCACUGGGCGCAGACUGAUUGACGAGAUAUGCCAGAUAGCAGCAUAUACUCCGAAACAGUCAUACUCCCAGUACAUUAUGCCUUACGGGGACCUGAACCCAGGAGCCCGCCGCCGUCACAAUGUCCGCGUCGUCACUGUCGGACGAUACCGCAUGCUCAAAGACACUAAUACUCAUAAGAUAUUGAAAACAAAGUCUGAGAUAUCCGCCUUAACUGAUUUCCUGGACUGGUUGGAGAAAGAGAAGGGAGAUGGCAGUGUGAUCCUUAUUUACCACGAGCCUCGUCGCCUUAGCCCUACCAUGCUGUUGGAAGCCCUCACUAGGUACAAGCUUCUGGACCGCUUCAAAUCUAUAGUAGCUGGGUUCGCGGAUAGCUACGCGCUGGCCGCCGACAAGUGCAAGGCGACAGUGAAGUCUGUGUCACUGCGAGUGUUGGCGCGAGUCUUGUUGGACGCUGACUCGCUCGCCGUCGACAGCGCGCUGGAGAGAGCUACCGCGGCGUAUAGGAUUGUUGAGCAUCUUGCACAGGGUGAACAGCAGGAAGUAGGUGCGGGCGGCGAGGGUGCGUCGGCCAGCAAGGACAUGGUGGAGACAGCGCGCGCCUGGGCACGCCCCGUACACACCGAGCUUGAUGCACUCGCCAGCCUUAAGAAGUUGCUCGAGAGACAGAACACGUUCCGGCCGGUAUUCGCUCCCCUCCUCCGGUCGGCUCGGCCGGAGCGCAAGCGAGUGACACAGCUGCGUCGUAUACUGGCCGACGCUGGCCUGCUUUACGACCAACUCAAGGAGGCCUGGCAGGAACAUAAGCUUGAUGGCUUGGAGAAACAAAUGUCGUCCCUAACUCUGUCUGCAAAGGAGGAAGAUAUAAAAGAACUGAUUGAGAUAUUUGACUGCCACUUCGACCCCGCUAAGGAGCCGAAGGGACCUAAACCAAGGAUUCCAAGGAAUAAGAAUAGGGCCACAUCGUCAGCCGGCGAGACUGGUGAGGCAGAGGGCAGCACCAGUGAGUCCCAGAACAGCUCGCCACACAAUUCACCUAACAAGACUAAUAAUGAUGUGGCGGCAGGUGAUUCUAGUCAAAAAGUGCCGGCGCCGGAACCGGUGGCGGCCAACUAA
Molecule: messenger RNA, 1248 nt
Organism: Spodoptera littoralis (African cotton leafworm)
Lineage: Eukaryota; Metazoa; Arthropoda; Insecta; Lepidoptera; Noctuidae
Source: the annotation of a GenBank genome assembly